GAGCUUCGUGCUGCCGAUACGCGCGGCGGUGGGCUUCUGUCUUGGGGGCCCUCUUGGGUAUCGCAGGCCAGCUCUGGGCCCUCUGGGAUUGUGUUCUUUGAAACAGGAGGCAAAUGGCAGCUCUGGUCCUGCCCGCUUAUCGCCGCUCAGGCUAGCAAGAAGUGCAGAGCAGAGUGAGAAAGCCGUGGUGCCCCCUUCUUCCUUAACUCUUUGCGGGGGACAAGAAUGAGAGACGAUGAACCAAAAAGACACGUGUGUGCAUCUGUUUGCUGGAGGAUGUGGGGGCACUGUUGGUGCAAUUCUGACAUGUCCACUAGAAGUUGUAAAAACGCGGUUGCAGUCUUCCUCAGUUACACUCUACAUCUCUGAAGUUCAUCUGAAUACUGUAAAUGGUGCCAGUGUUAAUCGUGUAACUAGAGUUUCCCCAGGGCCUCUCCAUUGUUUGAAGAUGAUCUUACAAAAGGAAGGCCCUCGUUCACUCUUCCGGGGACUAGGUCCUAACUUAGUAGGCGUGGCUCCAUCCAGGGCAAUAUAUUUUGCUGCUUACUCCAAUUGCAAGGAAAUGCUGAAUAAUAUUUUUGAGCCAGAUUCUACCCAAGUACACAUGACCUCAGCUGGAGUGGCAGGUUUUACUGCAAUUACAGCAACCAAUCCAAUUUGGCUUAUAAAGACACGAUUACAACUUGAUGCAAGGAAUCGUGGGGAAAAGCGGAUGAGUGCUUUUGAAUGUGUACGCAAAGUCUAUCAGUCAGAUGGAAUUAAAGGUUUUUACCGAGGAAUGUCUGCAUCCUACGCAGGCAUAUCGGAGACUGUUAUUCACUUUGUUAUUUAUGAGAGUAUUAAGCGAAGACUAUUGGAAUAUAAAUCUGCAUCUGCUAUGGAUGAGGAAGAUGAAUCUGUCAAAGAAGCAUCUGACUUUGUUGGCAUGAUGAUGGCUGCAGCCACUUCCAAAACCUGUGCCACAUCUAUAGCCUAUCCACAUGAGGUUGUACGAACAAGGCUACGAGAAGAAGGAACAAAGUACAGGUCUUUUUUCCAGACGUUAUCUUUGCUUGUACGAGAAGAAGGCUAUGGUUCUCUGUAUCGCGGCCUAACAACACACUUGAUUAGACAGAUACCAAACACAGCUAUAAUGAUGUCGACGUAUGAAGUGGUAGUCUACUUACUCAACGGAUAGCAAUACUACCCACUAUCUUUAGGAAGUUGGAAGACCAAACGCUUGCAGUGGACCAUGAACUCUGUUGUGGAAGGCAGGAGGAAAAAUCUACCAAGAAUAUGCAGCUGUGGACAAAAUGGAAGACAGAUGAUAGGCAAUCAUGCUCACUCGUGCUGCCUUCUCAUUCGGCAUCUUUUGCAAUGUGAUAAUCUGAAGCUGCUCCUAAGGGAUUGCCUUUAAAUGCCUCUUUAUUUCAAUUGCAAUUUUCUCCUGUUUUGUCAACUUUUCUAAUGCUAUGCAGUGAGCAUCAGGGACUUGGUUGUGAGCAAGGAGAGGUCAUAACAUGUGUUCUUGCUGCAAAGCAUGCAUCUCUUUUCAACUCUUGUUCAUUACUGCUUUCAAAUUCAUUUUCUGUUACUUCACAGUAACCAGUUGGAAGGGUGUGCCUGAGUCCGUUUAAAGCAGAUCCAUAAUCACUCAUGCCUGAAACUCCAUUUUGCAGUUUAAAAUAAAGUGAAAGAUGAAGAUUCACAUUAAGCUUCCCAGUUUACUACCUCAAGGGGUCUGACAGGGAAACCUGGGUUUUUCACUACAGCAAAGGUGGCCUUUAUUUGUAGAGAUGGGGAGGGCAGAUGGGGGAAAACUGUAUGGAGUUCUGAUUGCUUUAAUCUCAGACCCUGAUAUCAGUACUGCAGGGGCAUCUUAUUUUACCUGCUCUUAAUGAUUUUCUACCACAGAAAUAGAGAAGAACCUUAAGAAGAUCCACCUGAAAUGGAAUUCUCUUCUCUUGGGCCAUGUACAAUUUGUGCCCAUAAAUCCCAUUCGGGUUAAACACCCUAACUGUGUUAAGGAUCAUGGCCUUGUUGGGUAAGGCAAUCCUACCUACUAGCAAGGAAAACUGAAUGGGCUUGGUGUUUUGGAAGGAUCGGCAAACAGAAGGCAAGAUACCAAGUGCUCAGUCACUCAGCAUGAUGUUAGCUUUGAACAAGCUUCAUUUAAUAUCUGUGGCUUGUUCCUGAACUAAACUCAAACCUGCAUUAACUAGAGUAGCAAAACUCUACUAGAUUUGAAGAACGUGCAGGGUGCAUUUUUGCCAUGUGAAAAUCAAGUGCUAAUUUUGUCAUUUGGUAUUAACCAGAUAAGAGAGAGGAUACUAGAAUACGUUGGGUUUUCAGCAUCCCCUUUUAUUUUAUUCCUUGCUUCAUCCUGAAGCAUUUUGCGGAAGACUGUGUAAGUGGAACUUCCUACAUUUUCCAGAAUGUUUGACUUUGAAGCCUAUUUUAAAAUUUCUUAUACAGCAUGCUCUCUUAUAUUUUAAGAGCAGAUGUUUGCUUUCUCAUACAAGCUACAUUGUCAUUUUUUAAAAACGAAGCUACUUAUUCAAAGUAUUACAAAUAUUCUAUUUUAGUGUCCUAACAACAAAUACAUAAAAUCAUGCAUUUACCUUAACAUCUGUCCUGUGACUACAGUAUAGUAGCUGCUUUAAACAAACUUCCAUCCUAACUUGGCUGUAGCUUUCUAAUCAAAUGUUACUUUACUAGUAUAACAAGUAAUGACUCCAGGGGAAAAGGUUGUGAAUUUAUUAAUAUGCAUUUAGUGGUAUGACUUUAUCCUAAAAAUGUGGCUUUCUUGUACUUUUAUGACUUUAUUAUUGGCUUGUAACUGCUCCUUCUAGUCUUUUAGAACUCUGUCAUAGUUAAGUACUUUUAAUGGUGCACUCUUAUAUAUACUUAGAAGUAAGCCACACUGAGUUCAGUGGGCUUACUCCCAGGUUACUGUGUAUAGGAUUGCAGCCCAAAGCCUAUUGAUGUCAGUUGUGCUUAAAUCCUGCACCCCUACACUAGUAGGAUUUAGUGCUUCAUUCAAGCAUGCACCCUAUAUUUUGUUGCCAUAGCAUUGGAAAUCGCUUUCAGUUCAUGCAAAGGUCUUUAAAAAAACCAUAUGAUUUGAUUCCCCUGUGAGCUGUGCAGAAACUAGAUUUACGAGACUAUUUGGAAAUAAUGCUGGAACAUCUGAUGUGUAUGCAGUUACAAAAACUGUUUCUUCCUGGUCCUGUGUAUAUUAUACUCUAUUCUGUGGCAGAAAUCUCAACUAUAGACUUGCAACCUUUACAAGGAUGAUAGUGUUUAGUACUAUUUAAGGCCACUUUUGACGCACAAUGACCAUCUGCCAGAUAUUUUCAGUAGGGAGCAGACAAUAUGACUUACUUUCCUUAAUGUUAUAAGUGAUCUCAUUAUAGCCAGUACGUGCAUAUUGCUGUAACUUGGCAGAUAUAGUCACAUUGGUUCAAGGAUGAAUAUGAAAACCUAUUUAAACAAAGUAUUCCCCAACAACCUGUGUGUUGCGUUAGCUCCUUCCUACUUCUACAUAUUUGUAGCAAAUAUUUUACUGCUGGUAAUAAUGGCAAUUUGCAUGUAGGGCUUAAACCCUGUGUUGUGAAUGUGACCGCAUGCUAGUUCAUGCUGCUCAAUAGCUCCUACUGCCAGUGGGAGGGGCUAAACAACCCAGAGUUGGAACCCAGCAAACCAGAGUUUCAGAUUCAAACAUACUAACAAUCCAGGGAUGGAGCAUCCUUGGCUGGUUUAGCCAUUCCCUCUGGCAGGAGGAACCAAAUAGCGAACAAGCAGUGUAAACUAGUAUGCUGGCUUACAGCAACCCAGAUUUUUUUUUAUUUUAAAAAACCUCCAUUGUCAUGUGUGAACUAUGCCAAUGUGUAAGAAACUCCCAACUGUCUUACAGGAUAAUAUAAAGGCCAAAUUGUGUAAUGUAGUAUUUUGUAUGAAGCAGAGUUUCUAUUAUUUUUUCUACUUCUACACUCAACCAAGCCUUUUUUUUUUCAUUGUGCAAAAUGCUCUGAAAUCAAUGUGGUUGGACUCCAAUAGAAGUAAAUUGUCCAAAGGGAUUAGACUCUAGACUUAUUUUUAGACUAUCUUAAAAUCUAGUUUAUUGAAAUUGUGAUAGCUCCUAAGUCUAUCACGUUCUUCACUUCCAAAAAUUGUUUCUAUGGGUAUCUCUCUGCAUAGAGACUUUGCAAUUUUAAGCAUUCAUACAAAACCAUGAAUCCACACUUUUUGUUCAGUUCCAAAGUAAAUGAAAUGCUCAAUAUGUGGCAUGGGCUUAAUGGAGAUGUUGUACUAUUACUGGGAGCUUUAUUUUAGUUAGGUGUACAUGGGUUAAAUGUGGGGCAUUGUUUUACCAAGCUAGGAGAGGGGUGUGUGAUGAAGUGAGCAAUUUGUCCCGAACCUUUCUGCUAUCACCAUUAUGUUUCACUUAUGCUUUGAUCCUUAUAGAAGUUAAAUAAGAGUCCAUAGGAAACCUACUCUCCUAAAGGAAGUAAGAGAGGUUGAUGGCUUUUGGUUUAGCUGCCAUCCUGACCAUCCAGGACCUUGUCCCCCAGACGUGCCCACGAAACAGUGGGUUCUAUGGCAUCUCCCAUAAUUCCCUCCAUUGACUACAGUGGGAGGGAUGAAGAAAAAACUGCCCCUCACCCCCUGCCCUGCUUGCAGUGAAAAGGAUGUGGCUAUUCUGCCAGCAAAUAUCUUUUCCCUUCUCCCUGCCCCUAUGAAUAAAGAGUAUGAUGGUUCUUCCUGGAUCAGAUUAUGCAAUCUGGUAUAUUUCUAUCUUUAACAGCUGGAGAUAGGUGAAUAGCUUUCCCUUAUUAAUAUUUUACUGGGGCUUUUCAAUCUUCACAUCUGGUUUUUAGGUUCUCAUGAGAUAAAAAAAUAGGUGUUAAUUAUUUAACCAUUUAUGUAUUUUUAAAAAGACUUUUGGAUACCUCAGAACUGUUUCCCAAAGAGACUGAGCUUUCCUUGUAUAUGAAGACAUGGAAAUUAUUGAAAUAUUUUCUCAAUGAUGGAAAGUGGGGAGAAGCUUUAAUGUAAUGCAAGGAGAAUUAGUUCCUAAAUUGUGAUAUGGCUAUAUUCCUACGCAAAAUGUAUCUUUAUGAUACAGUGGAUUUAAACCACAACUCCUUAUCAAUUCAGUAGUUGAGAACUACUUCAUAUACACCCCAUUUGCACACUAUAACUGUUACCUUGCUCUAUUCUCCUUGAAACAAUGACUAAGUUUUAAGUAAUAGUAUGUAUACAGUAAGCUUGUCCAGAAGGUGGCACUAUAGUGCAUGCCAAAGUAGAAAAGAUUAUCUUUAAAAGUGAUAUCUGGUGUGUCAAUCUGUUUCCUUAAGUGUUUUGCACUUAACAUUGGGUUUAGUGCCGUAUACAUCAUGGGAACAAGCCAUAGUAAAUUCCCUUUAACACUCAGCUCUGUAUUUUCUAUUUUAGUUCCUGUAUUUAAAAUUCCACAUACAAAUACCAUUAAAACAAAGAAUACAUAUUGCACAUAUGUAACUGAAAGUUCUACUUCAAGGUAAACUGUGAUUUCUUCUUGAAUUUUUAUAAGCAAGCUUUGAUCUUAGGUACACACAAGUGAUUUGACUAAGACUUUUCAGUUUUAAACAAUGAACACCUAACACUGUUUUGCCAUGUUAGGACACCAAUAUAAAAUAUUAUUUGGGGUAAAUCCUAUUGGCCUGGUUCGCAUGUAAUGACAACCCAGAGUAUGGAUUGAGUGUGGGUGGUUGUUCUGUCACUACGUGCAAGCCCUGCACUAUGGUUGAAUUAUAGGUUAACCACAACCCAGGGUUCAUAACCCAACAACAAACCUUGGAUUCUCUUUCUGGGUUGUUCAUGGUUAACAACCCACCAUUAAACCAUAGUGUAGGAGUUGCAUGUAACAACACAUGAUUGAAUGUCAACCCUUACUCUGGAUUGUCAUUACAUGCAAACCAGGCCUUUUUGUUAUCCAGAGAUUUUCUUACAAGUAAGUCUCUGGGAUUGUAAUCUGAGGCUGGGAUCCAGAGAACUAAAUUAGACAUACCCAAUGGUAUAUUUGAUCCUCUCCCCUUGACAAGCAGGCUGCCAUGACCCAUUGCAUGCUGCUUUUGGGAUUCUUCUAGUGCGAAAGUGUGCUAUAGGGACCUGUUUCUGAGAAACACCAAAUCAGAACCUGCUUGGGCAUGUGGAAGUUAGCUAUAUGUGUCUCUGGAUCCCAGCCCAGUAUUGAAGUAUGAUGUUCUCCAUGCAUUUCCUUGAAUCUAAGAUGUCAUUUGUUUCUGUUUCUAUUGUGUGGGUUUUUUGUUUUUUAAAAUUGUUCUUCCAGAUAUCUUCAGGUCUCACUCCUGCAUCUGAGACUCUUUCCUUUUUAUCGUGUUUCUUUUUAAAUUCUGGAAACAAGCAGAACACUGAUGUGUGCCUAUAUGAAUGCACUACUUUAAAACACAAAUACAUAUCUGUUAAUACAAAGACCAGAAGUUAUGUACAGUUUCAGUUUUAUUUCUGCAUACCCUGUAUAUGUGAACAUACUUUGCCCUAGGAGUCAUUCUUGUUAUUCACUAAGUCCAGAAUUCUACUGCUCUUGUGAGGUUUGCUGUAGUUCUUGCAUACCAUGUAGUUGGCUGUCAAUGAUGUGCUUUAAAUACUUUUUUUGUAUUUAUAUUAUAUUGACAACAUUUUGUUUGGACUGCUCAAAAACUUCAAAAUAAAAUAAAAUGUGUUUAUUCAAA
Elgaria multicarinata webbii is the source of this 6716-nucleotide messenger RNA. RefSeq names its product solute carrier family 25 member 36 (gene SLC25A36). Gene Ontology annotation, molecular function: pyrimidine nucleotide transmembrane transporter activity. Gene Ontology annotation, biological process: pyrimidine nucleotide import into mitochondrion. The transcript is spliced from 7 exons. Gene Ontology annotation, cellular component: mitochondrion. The record is from RefSeq and is a predicted model, not a curated record. Bases 236 to 1177 code for a protein of 313 amino acids. Lineage: Eukaryota; Metazoa; Chordata; Lepidosauria; Squamata; Anguidae.